AUGACUGAUAAAAAUAAUGAGAAUAAAGUGAGUGGAUUAGAUAAUACCCAAUUUUUACAUGACAUGAAAAUGGUUAUACCACCAACAACUACUUCAACACCAACACCAACACCAACACCAAUUCCAACAAAUACAAAUACAACUACAACUACAACUACAACAACUACAACUACACCAACACCAAUUCCAAUUAAAAUCAAUUCAAAUAUAUCAUCAACAACUAUGAAUGCAUUGGAUAAACUUCAACAAUCACCAUCACCAUCGGAACAUAAGAUAUCAUUAUUAAAUUCAUUAAAUCAACCAAACAGAUUAAGAACAUUGAAUAGAGCAUCAUCAUUACAAAAUUUAUCAACUUCUAGUGACGGUACUAGAAAUCAUAUUGAUAAGCAUUCUAUACAUCAUCAUGGUGGUGUAAAGAAUAAGGAAGAGCAAGAACAAGAAGUAGAAGAUAAAUUCAAUUUAAUAAAAUAUGAUGCAACCAAUUCAAAUCAUCCAACACCAUCUUCAAAAUAUGAUUUCGUUAAAGUUAAAGUACAAUUAGAGAAUCAUUAUUAUGUUUUAUCACGUUUUUUAAUUAGUAGAGUUUUAAAUGUCACAAAAGUUGAUGCUGCUGAUUCCGUUAAAAUCUCUUUAGCUUUAAAAAAAACUUUAGUUGAUCAAGGUCGUUUAACAAUUACUCAAUCUGAAUUAGAAAAUGAAUUAUUUAAACUCUUACAAUCAUAUGGUUAUGGUAAAGAAUAUAUUGAAAGAUAUAAAAUGACAACACAAUUUCAUCACCAAAGAGUACCAUUAAUUAUUUUAAUAUCAGGACCAAAGUAUAUAGGUAAAUCAUGGUUAGCAACACAAUUAGCAGAGAGAUUAAAUUUAUCAACAGUAUUACAAACUACAUUAGUUCAUGAUUUAAUGUUUACUAUUAUUAAAGAGUUUCAACCAAAAUCAUCAGAUGAAGAAGUUACAGGUAGUCAUCCAUCAAAUUUAUUUGGUAUGCCAUCAGAUCCACCAAUUGUAUUUAAAAAUCAUAAAUCUAAAGAGGAACUUUUAACAGAGUUUAAAAAGGAAUGCAUCAUGAUUAGACAUGGCGUUGAUACUGAUAUUGAGAAAUGUUUUGAAGAGGGUAAAGCAAUCAUCAUUGAAGGACCACAUAUUGAUCCCUCUUUAUUCAUUGAAUUAAUCGCUGAAAGAAAUAUGAUCUCACCAAUUCAAUUUGUUUUUGAAAAAACUCAAUCAAAUGAAGAUUUAAUUAAAUUAGAAUUGGAAAAACAAAUUUUAUAUCAACAACAACAAGAUCUUUUAAAACAAAGAAAUUUAAAAAAUAAUACUUAUACUUUUGAUAAUUCAAAUAUAAAUAAUAAAGAUAAUACUCAAAAUAUAGAUAAAAAUAUAAAUACAAAUACGAAUAAAAAUAUAAAUGAUAAUAAUGAUAAUGAUAAUGAUGAUGAUGAUAUAAAUAAAAAAAAUACAAAUGUAGAUAAUAAUAAUAAUAAUAAUAAUAAUAAUAAUAAUAAUAAAAAUAAUAUACCGAUUGUACAAACAGUUAUACCCGAUGAAAUACCACCAUCAAUAAAUGAUAAUAAUAGUAAUAAUAAAGAUAAUAAAGAUAAAGAUAAUAAAGAUAAAGAUAAUAAUAAUAAUUUAAAUAAUGAAGAUGAAAUUAGGAGAAAAAAAGAAGAAAAAGAAUCAAAGAAAUUAGCAACAGCAGCAUUAAUUAAUAGUUUAAGAAAACCAAAAGCAAAAGGUAUUGUAAUACCAUUUGUUUUAAGUAUUGAUCCAAAGGAUCAUAAAUUUUUAAUUCAAAAUUGGUUAUCAACAAGUCCAUACGAUCAAGCAAAUGCUGAAAAAGCAUUUGGUUCUGAUCCAGAGAAACAAACUGAAUCCAUUUUAAAUAAUUUACAAACUAUUCAAGAUUAUCUUUGUACUGGUGUACCACCUUUUCAAAGAGUUGAAGUUAAUUCUCAUUGUUUAUUAGAUACUUUAGAUGUAUUACAUAGUGCUGUUUUAAAAAGAAUUAAUACUGCUUAUUCUGGUCAUGUUAAAGGUUUUGAUUAUGAAUCUUAA
This is a messenger RNA of Dictyostelium discoideum AX4, 2055 nucleotides long. RefSeq lists its product as hypothetical. The record is from RefSeq and is a predicted model, not a curated record. The coding region runs from base 1 to 2055 and encodes 684 amino acids. Lineage: Eukaryota; Evosea; Eumycetozoa; Dictyosteliales; Dictyosteliaceae. The transcript has 2 exons.